Alnus glutinosa is the source of this 1149-nucleotide messenger RNA. RefSeq names its product peroxisomal 2,4-dienoyl-CoA reductase [(3E)-enoyl-CoA-producing]-like. Gene Ontology annotation, biological process: fatty acid catabolic process. The record is from RefSeq and is a predicted model, not a curated record. Bases 108 to 1004 code for a protein of 298 amino acids. Lineage: Eukaryota; Viridiplantae; Streptophyta; Magnoliopsida; Fagales; Betulaceae. Gene Ontology annotation, molecular function: 2,4-dienoyl-CoA reductase (NADPH) activity. The transcript has 5 exons.
AAGUUGGCCGUUUGCUUUGUCGUCUUCGUUCAGGCGCCCAACGCUAAACUAAACUUUAUAUGCUCGUGUUGUGAAGUAAGCGAAGAAAGGCAGAGAGACAGACGGCAAUGGAGUCUCCCUUCAAGGCUGACAUACUGAAGGGGAAGGUGGCGCUGUUGACAGGGGGAGCGUCAGGAAUCGGGUAUGAGAUAUCGCAUCAACUGGGGAAACAUGGAGCCUCUAUUGCCAUCAUGGGCCGCCGCAGCCACGUCCUUGAAGCUGCCGUUGACUCCCUUCAAUCUCAUGGAAUUCCUGCUAUUGGACUAGAGGGAGAUGUUCGCAAAAGAGAAGACGCAGUUAGAGUUCUGGAAUCAACUAUUAAGCAUUUUGGCAGGCUUGACAUUCUUGUGAAUUCUGCAGCUGGAAAUUUCCUUGCAGCAGCAGAGGAUCUAUCUCCUAAUGGCUUCCGGACAGUAAUAGACAUAGAUUCUGUUGGCACUUUUACAAUGUGCCAUGAAGCACUCAAGUACCUCAAGAAAGGGGGACCAGGGAAAGACAUCUCUGACUCUAAUGGUGGAACAAUCAUAAAUAUAAGUGCAACUUUGCAUUAUACAGCUACUUGGUAUCAAAUUCAUGUAUCUGCUGCCAAGGCAGCAGUUGAUAGCAUUACGAGAAGCUUAGCAUUGGAGUGGGGAACAGAUUACAACAUUAGAGUCAAUGGGGUUGCACCAGGACCCAUUGAAGACACUGCUGGUGCUAGUAAACUAGCACCUAAGGAAAUAAUUAGCAGUAGACAGCACAUGCCUUUAUUUAAACUGGGGGAGAAAUGGGAUAUUGCUAUGGCUGCUCUCUAUCUUGCAUCUGAUGCCGGGAAAUAUAUCAAUGGAACAACAUUGGUGGUCGAUGGAGGACAAUGGCUGAGCCAACCCCGCUAUCUGCCCAAAGAGGCGGUGAAGCAGGUGUCUAGAGCGGUGGAAAGGAGGUCCAGAGCUACACCAACUGGGGUUCCUAAGAGCAAGCUAUAACAGUUCAAUUUGAUCAUAAAUUUCAAUAUUAAUUUCCUAAGAGCAGUGUCAUUUCUUUCAGUUCAAUUUGAACACUAAAAUACUUUUUUUCUUUUCAAAAAAAAAAAAAAUCUAAUUAACAAUAAAAUACUCUUUUAAUUUUUAA